AUGUCGCUUUUCUUUAUGAGUCUCUGAGCACUGCGGAUGGUAUAGCUGUUAAAGAAGUACCAGCAGAUGGAGGAACACCUUGCUGUAAAGCUGGAAAUACCUCAAGUGUGGAAAAAAGUGUUGAUGCAGAUCUUGCCCAAGAAGGUAGUUUGGUGCCUUUUCCUGAGGAAUCUGAAUCGUGGGCAUCGGAUCUGGACUUGUAUAACUCGGCCUCUCCCCCUGCCAGACAGUCGGUUUCUGAAGUAGAUGAUUCUGAGCUGGCCAGCACAUCUUUGUCGUUCCCAGGGACUGUCUGUCCCCAAGAAUCAUUAAAGACUGGAAUCCCUGCUGCUGUCAGUGGUGCAGAUGAGCCUCAGAAACUCCAUAGUCCUGUACUGACUUCAUUGGAUAAUGAGGGUACUGAAGGUACUGUACUACCCUCAUCUGUUCAGCAAGACGAGGAGGAGGCGAUAAUAAACCUGGGCCCUGCUAGAAAGAAAAGAAGAGGAGGUAGCAGUUGCUUUGACUGCAAUCUAAGUGAGCAUGGCACUGCAGAGAAGAAGCUGAAAGAAACCUUGACAGAUGAAGUGAAGGUAAUGAUGACAAAGCCAGACAAAAUGGAGGAAACUCUCACAUGUAUUAUAUGUCAGGAACUGCUGCAUGAUUGUGUCAGUUUACAGCCUUGUAUGCAUACAUUCUGUGCAGCUUGUUACUCUGGAUGGAUGGAGCGUUCUUCUCUUUGUCCAACUUGUCGUUGCCCUGUUGACCGCAUCAGUAAAAACCACAUGCUUAACAACCUGGCAGAGGCAUAUCUUCUGCAACAUCCAGACAAAGGUCGUAGUCGGGAGGAGCUUCUCACUAUGGAUGCCCAAAAUAAAAUCACUCAAGACAUGCUGCAGCCAAAGAUAAAGAGGUCAUUUUCAGAUGAAGAAGGAAGUUCAGAGGAACUUUUAGAAUUGUCUGAUGCAGACAGUGAAUCGUCUGACAUUAGUCAGCCAUAUAUAAUAUGUAGGCAGUGUCCUGGGUACUGGAGAAACCACAACCAUCCUGUCCUUUACCCUGUUCCAGAGACUCAGGCAGCUGGUUUUGUGAUCCCAGGGGAUACUCCGUCUACUUCUGCUAACGUUCCAGCAGCUGCCCAGGAAUAUGUUUGCCUUCCUCAUGGAAAUCAUGUGGUCUGCUCAUGUUGUUUCCAGCCAAUGCCAGACAGAAGAGACGAUCCUGGACACUGCCCAAACAUUACUCCUCAAUAUUGUACAGCUUGUUUACAGCCUUUCUGCCACAUGUACUGGGGCUGCACUCGAAUUGGAUGCUUUGGGUGCUUGGCACACUUUCGAGAUCUCAACUUCACUGAAAAAUGUUUAGAUGGUAUACUAAAUAAUAAUAUGUAUGAGUCGGAUAUUCUGAAGAACUAUCUUGCUUCCAGAGGACUUACAUGGAAAGACAUGCUAAACGAUUGUGUUACUUCUCUUCAGAGAGGAGUCUUUAAGCUGUCAGAUUACCGAAUUGCAGCACAUUCAGUUUUAUGUUACAGUUGUGGGCUUCGAAAUUUUAGGGAACUGGCAUAUCAGUAUAGGCAAAACAUCCCUGCUCCAGAGCUACCAGUUGCAGUGACAGCUCGUCCUGACUGUUACUGGGGACGUAAUUGUCGGACUCAAGUUAAAGCACACCACGCCAUGAAAUUCAACCACAUAUGUGAGCAAACAAGAUUCAAGAAUUGAAGCUUUGUGUAGUUAAGAGGUUACAUUGCAUUAGUUGGAAUCUUGUCCAGUUUGCACUCCUUGCUGGCAUUAUGUUCGGCCUCACGUAGUUGAAAAUAAAAGUCCAAUGUUGUGGACAUACAAGACAAACUGAAGUCGCUGUUCCAGGUUUUUGUCAUUUCGGACUUUGUGUUGUAACACUGUUAUGAUAUAUUCUUCCUGCCGAACAAGUGUAGUUCAGAACUGUAAUAAAACAGCACAAGAGACAAAAAGCUUGGAGCAUGGUUGUUUUAUGUACUCAUUCCUAAAGUGAGACUCUGGGUGCCUCAAGGUUUUGCAGAAAAUGCUUCUAGUAACGUUAUUCCAGAGUCUGCAUGGCCUUGAAAAUGAUACAGAUUCCCUACGCCUUUUGGAAAAUGAUACAGAUUCACUACGUCUUUUGGAAAGAGGUGCAUAAUAAGUGUGGAGCAGGUUGUAUAGUAGGAUAUGUCUAACAUUAUGAAAGCAAAAACAAAAUGAAAAUUACAGAACAGAAUCUGCGCUUGAUUGUAUCAAAAAGUACACUAAUCAGCAAAAAGGAGGACUGAGAAUUUAUCACAAUCUUGAAAGUGAAUAUAAAUUUAGUUGUAAUAGUUGUUGCUAAUGUGGUACUGCAAUCACAAGCAAAAAAUUAAAAAAAAAAUUAAAAAAUGCACAUUUGGCACUGCCAUCAUGCUGCAUAUUUUCUCUUAACGUUUUGUAAAAAAAUAUGCCUGCCUUGUGGUUUUUAAAGUCAAAUAAAUCACACCUGGGUGAUUUAAAAGGCUGCAGCUAAAUAUUGUUACUUCCAUACUUGAACUUGAAACAUAUUAAAGUUAAGAUACAGACUGCU
This is a messenger RNA of Protopterus annectens (West African lungfish), 2550 nucleotides long. It is a transcript of the gene CHFR, whose product is annotated as checkpoint with forkhead and ring finger domains. The record is from RefSeq and is a predicted model, not a curated record. NCBI's taxonomy places the organism in Eukaryota, Metazoa, Chordata, Ceratodontiformes, Protopteridae. Gene Ontology annotation, molecular function: ubiquitin-protein transferase activity; protein binding. Gene Ontology annotation, biological process: protein ubiquitination; ubiquitin-dependent protein catabolic process; mitotic cell cycle checkpoint signaling. Gene Ontology annotation, cellular component: nucleus.